GAGAAACUGAGCCUGCAGUAAAUGUUAUGGUACAGCGGUCAAAUUUAAAAUGAUAUGCGUCGAAGUCAUUACGCAGUAACAAACAUGGCGGCAAAGUCUGAAAAGCCAUGUGAGUUGACACUCGAUUUACAACCAAUUUCUCCCGAUGAAGACAGCUCAGGAAGCUGUGAAAGUAUUAAUGGAGCGCCACCUCAGACUCCCAGUUCUCCUUCGAAAGCCAAACCCGAUAAUGUUGUAUUCCGUCAGUCAAACAGGACUAUUUAUACCGCAGGUCGCCCUCCAUGGUACAACCUCCAAGGACAGCUUAAAGAACCAUUUGUCAUAGGUUUGUGUGGUGGUAGUGCUUCGGGAAAAACCACUGUUGCCAACAAGAUCAUUGAACAACUUGGAGUUCCAUGGGUCAGCAUGCUCUCACUUGAUUCCUUCUAUAAGGUACUGACUCCAGAACAACAUAAGGCAGCACUAAGGAACGAGUACAACUUUGAUCAUCCAGGUAAGGUUGAUGAAAGAAGGAUUGUGUUAUGGUCAUACCCAAAUGAGUACCUUCUUCAAAGUUUUCUUUAGCAGGUUGGUCAGGUUGAAAGGUCUGGGUGUCAGCUGGGUCAUUGUGUCAUCUUCCAGUGCAAGUUGCUUUACUUUCAUGGUACCUUUUUUCUUUAGGAAAUUGUCAGAAUGGAUUAGAAGUAGUGCUCCAAGGCACUUCAUGUAAUUAUAACUGGGAUAUUAGCUCUGGCAGUAAUGAGUCAGCAGCUGACAAGACAGCAGCAAGGUUCAGGAAAUGCAUGCAUGCAGAACUGCAGAAUGAAUCUUGCCAAAAGCAAUGCAACCCUAACUCUUUAUUGGGUUGCUUUGGUGUAUGAUGAAGAUGAGAUUAUGGAGACUGUCAGAAUUGUUAUGAGUUUUGGUUUUCUUAAAUUAUGUUUGCAUUACAGAACUG
Messenger RNA from Pocillopora damicornis (cauliflower coral), 937 nucleotides. RefSeq names its product uridine-cytidine kinase-like 1. Lineage: Eukaryota; Metazoa; Cnidaria; Anthozoa; Scleractinia; Pocilloporidae. Gene Ontology annotation, molecular function: ATP binding; kinase activity. The record is from RefSeq and is a predicted model, not a curated record.